UGGCUACCGUGUCGACCAGGGCGGCCCACCCACCUCUCACUUUGGUCUGGAGUGAGCGAGAGCGACGCUGCUUUUCUCUUGCUCUUCAGCCUGGACCUGUGAUGUGAUUGGCGUGAGAGGGAACUGUGGAUUCUGGCGAUGGACACCCGCUCCGGGAGCCAGUGUUCCGUCGCCCCAGAAGCCGUGCUCAACAACGGAGAUCUGGUCUUGCCGCCCCGCAUCUCCAGAGUGAACGGCUGGUCGUUACCCCUGCACUACUUCCAGGUGGUGACCUGGGCUGUCUUCCUGGGCCUUUCCUCGGCCACCUUCGGGAUCUUCAUUCCCCUCCUGCCUCAUGUGUGGAAAUAUAUUGCCUACGUGGUGACCGGGGGGAUCUUCUUCUUCCACCUUAUCGUCCACCUGAUUGCCUCCUGUAUCGACCCGGCCGACUUCAAUGUCAGACUCAUGAAGAACUACUCUCAGCCCAUGCCGAUCUUCGACAGAUCGAAACACGCACACGUGAUCCAGAACCAGUUCUGCCACCUGUGCAAGGUCACCGUGAACAAGAAAACCAAACACUGCAUUUCCUGCAAUAAGUGUGUAUCCGGCUUCGACCACCACUGCAAGUGGAUCAACAACUGCGUGGGAAGCCGUAAUUACUGGUUUUUCUUCAGCACCGUGGCCUCAGCCACAGCCGGCAUGCUUUGCCUGAUCACCAUCCUGCUGUACAUCCUCAUCCAGUACUUUGUGGACCCCGGGGUGCUCCGCACGGAUCCCAACUAUGAAGAUGUCAAGAAUACGAACACGUGGCUGCUGUUCCUUCCCCUGUUCCCGGUGCAGGUGCAGACCCUGAUAGUCGUGAUCAUCGGGAUGGUCGUUCUCCUGCUGGACCUGCUUGGCUUGGUGCAGCUGGGCCAGCUGCUCAUCUUCCACAUCUACCUGAAGGCCAAGAAGCUGACCACCUUUGAGUAUCUCAUUAAGACCCGCAAAGAAGAGAGUUCAAAACACCAAGCGGCGAGGAAAGAUCCAUGCACGCAAAUGGAGGAAGGAUUUCUCCAGCAAGGAGACGGCGCCCUGGGCUCAUCUGCACAGGGGAAUCCAAAGCUCCUCUUAGCAGAGCGAUCAGGAGCUAAUUGGCACCGUAACCUGCAUUUGGACUUUGGCAUCAGACAGACCUGGGUUCUAGGCCAGUGUGGAGAUGCUGCUGGUUCUGUAACCUCAAAGGACGUUGUAUGUAUGUAAUAUCUGGAAUCUUUGGGGAAUCACUUUCUUCACUUAAUACUGAAUUGUCAAGGUCUGUCCAUACUGCGUGUCGCUGUAGUCUGUUCGCGUUUGCUUCUGUGGCUGUUCCACCCCAUACCGCACUUAAUUACCCGCUCUGCUAUGGUUGGGCAUGGAGACGGUUUCCAGUUUUUCGCUACCCGGCUGUGCAGCUCAAUCUUGACAGAUCUCCUGUUGUACAGGUGCAACCAUUUCUCCCGGGGCUAUUCCUAGUGGUGCAAUUGCUAGAAUGUCCAGCUCUCAGAGAUAAGGCCACUAUUUUUUAAAGGUGUUGCACAUGUUACACUCUCACAGCAGGCUAUAAGAAGUCCUAUUGCUUCGUGUCCUCUCCACACUUGGAAUUGACAGUCGAAUAGUGUGAACUGGUGGCUUAUUGUGGCCUCCUCCAGUAUUUUCCUGAUUAUUAAUGAAUCUGAACACAUGUGAGCCAUGCGAGUUUUCUCUUCCAUGAAGCACUUGCUCAUGUCCCUAGUCCAUUUUUCCAUUGGACUCUUUGUGCUUCUCAUUGAUUUAUAUGAGUUUUUAUAUAUUCUUUAUACACACCUUUUGUCAGUUGGGUGAAUUACAGAUAGAGUCUGUCCAUGUGCAGCUUAACUCCAUGCUUAAUUUAAUAUACCAUUCUAGAAACCAGAUCAUGCAUUACAAUAUAGUCAUGUUUAUUCAUAUUGUAAAAGGAAUGCUUUUAGUUCUUGAUUAAUGAAUCUUUCCACCAAAAUAUCUAAAAGAUACCAUCUGUUAUUUCUACUGAAGGUUUUAAGUUUUGAUUUUGAGAGCCAAGUCUUUAUCUUUUGUUGAUUUCAGUGUAUGGUGUGAGGUAGAGAUCUAACUUCAUUCUUUCCUCUAUGGAUUUGUAUUGUUUCCAGCUCCAUUCAUUGAUCCCCACUGGCAUAAAAAGCUACCUAUGUCCUCAGCUCCAUUUAUGCGCAUACUUGAGUCUAUUUCUGGGCUGUGUAGUCAAUUCCACUUGUCAGUUUGUCUAUCCCUGCACUAAUUUCUUGUCAUCUUACUUCCCAUAGCUUCAUAAGUUCUGAGAAGUAAGUACUUCAUCUCUCUCCCACAAAAGACUCUAGUUAUUCAGUAUUAUGGUCACAAACCCCACUCUUUCCUUUCUAGCGCGUCCCCCAUUCUCCCACCUGCCAUACCUCUGGUAUCCUGACAUCAGACCCUUCUUAUCUCCUGUGGGUUGGCAGAGGCUAGCUGCUUGCUGUGUGGGGUCAGCAACAUGUUCCAUAUAUGGACACUUAGCUACCACCCUUGUGCUUAACCUCACAUCCCAACCCCAUCCUCACUCCUCCCCCUUUCCCCUGGGACCCACCGUAUCUUGGGGCCCUGGAGCUUCUCCAUUACUUGGUAGGGAAGACAACCUCCUUUAACUCAGCAUCUUUGUCCACAUUCAGCUUUUUAAAAAUCCAAUCUCCCAAUCUCUGAUUUUUAAUUAAAAAGUUCAAGCUAUAUAUAUAAUGUUUAAAGUAAUUACUGAUGAGAAAUGAUUCACUUCUGCUAUUUAGCUUUUUGCAUUCUGUAUAUCAUAUAUAUUUUUUAUUUCUCAAUUCCUGCCCAUUUAAAAAUUCUUUAGUUGAAUGUUUAUAAUGUUCCAUUUUGAUCCCUUUGUUCUUUCCUUUUUGUACAUUUUCUAAUUAUCUUCCGAAUGGUUACAUUGGGG
Messenger RNA from Macaca mulatta (Rhesus monkey), 2923 nucleotides. The record is from RefSeq and is a predicted model, not a curated record. Lineage: Eukaryota; Metazoa; Chordata; Mammalia; Primates; Cercopithecidae.